This is a messenger RNA of Lactuca sativa (garden lettuce), 3229 nucleotides long. RefSeq lists its product as uncharacterized. NCBI's taxonomy places the organism in Eukaryota, Viridiplantae, Streptophyta, Magnoliopsida, Asterales, Asteraceae. Gene Ontology annotation, biological process: protein transport. The record is from RefSeq and is a predicted model, not a curated record.
UUAAAAAUGCCAGCGGACUGAGUUUCUUGGAAGUCUAGAAGUCUUGGUCAGUUCCUUCGACCCCAUUAUCUGAUACGUUGUUUCUUCGAGCAAAUUUCGACGAAGUAUCCGAUUCUUCAAAUCCAAGAAAUUGAUACUCCAUCGAAUUCUUUCCAUUUAAUCUAUAUUUUCUCCAUCAAUCGUGUUUACAUCUAUUCGUUUUUGGUUUCUUUCCCUUCUACAAAAGACAAACCCUAAUCUUCUAACUGUAUCAUAGAUCGUACCGUUGAUCCAAUUGGAGGGUCAUGCCCAUAUCAUCGACAAUGCUUCACAAAAGCUUCAAGCCCGCGAAAUGUAAAACGUCUCUGAAACUGGCGACAUCCCGGAUUAAGUUAAUGAGGAAUAAGAAGGGAGUACAGAUUAAUCAGAUGAAGAGGGAAUUAGCUCAAUUGCUUGAGACAGGCCAGGAUCGUACUGCACGAAUUCGAGUUGAACAUGUAAUCAGGGAAGAGAAGAUGGUGGCAGCAUACGAGCUAAUUGAUAUAUACUGUGAACUUAUCGUAGCACGAAUGCCCAUUAUUGAAUCCCAAAAAACUUGUCCCAUUGAUCUGAAGGAAGCUGUGACAAGUGUGUUAUUUGCAGCUCCAAGAUGUUCUGAUAUAUCAGAACUCGUGGAUAUUAAAAAACAAUUUACUUCAAAAUACGGGAAAGAAUUUGUUUCUGCAGCUCUCGAGCUAAGGCCUGAUUCUGGUGUAAGCCGCAUGUUGGUUGAGAAGUUAUCUGCAGUAGCUCCUGAUAUUCAGACAAAAGUCAAAGUAUUAACUGCCAUUGCAAAAGAACAUAAUAUCAAUUGGGAACCAACUUCAUUCGAGGAGAAAGAGUCAAAGCCUCCAAAUGACUUGUUGAAUGGUCCGAAUAGUUUUGAGAAUGCCAGCAUGGCGAAUGCCAAUCCUUCAAAGAUUCAACCCUCAAAUGUCAAUGCUGUUCAUAGCCAUGAAAAAAAAGCGGGCCCACCUCUCGACUUUGCUGAACAGAACAGAAAAUACAUAGUUGAUAAUGGGGCUGCAACAUCAUCUUCAGGAAUAACUUCUGAGAAGAUGGAAAUGAGGGGUGAUGAUGAUUUUUCAUCAGGUGGGCAGAACUGGAAUAUGGGAUUUAAAGAUGCUACUUCUGCAGCAGAAGCAGCAGCUGAGUCUGCAGAACGGGCAGCCAUGGCUGCCCGAGCUGCUGCCCAAUUUGCAAGUCAUGAAAAGAUCACCACUAGAGAUGAAACUCCUCGAAAAUCAAAGAUAAUUAAUCAGCAAAUGGAUCAAAGUGAAAAUGAAAAUAAACGAAAAGAUAAUGAAAGAGUCCAUGAGGCUAAUACAAGAUCCAACAAAUCGAAUUCAUCUAAAGAAUCUAAGUUAGAGAGUGGGAAGAAAAACAGUUUCUCUGGUGAUAGAAAACCUAAGAUAACGAAUCAGCAAAUUGAUCGAAAUGAACAUGGAGAAAAGGAUAAUGACAGAUUUCAUCAGGCUUAUACAGGAUCUAGCAGGAAGACUUCUUCUAUAGAAUCUAAAAAUGAGUUUGAGAGUGGCAAGAAAGAAGGAUUUGAAUCCGAAAAUAUUAAUUUAUUUGCAGAAGAAAUGUUUAAAAAGCAACCAAGUGUUCAUUCCACCACUUCCAGUGAUGAACCUGAUGAUGAAGUUGUUGCUGAUGAUCGGAAAGCUGGGAAAAGAAGUGUUGUUGGGAAUCCUUUUGCAGUUGUUGAUCAAAGAAAUGCUUUUAGUCAAUCCACAAAGUCAAAAUCAGAUCUUGAUGACCAAAGAGACAAUGAAGCAGUUUUUGAUGAUGAUGAUGAUAGCCCAAAGUUUGAUACAGGAUUUGAGUAUGAUGAAGUUGAGGCCACUUCAUACUUCCAGUCUCCAGUUCAAGAAUCUUCUACGCAUUCCCUAGAAAAUGCUCACAUUUGGAGCCCUAAAAGAAACGAGAGUAUUAAAUUUGAAAAGAUGAGUUCUCAAUCGAAUCUUUUUUCAGAAAGUGUCUCUUUUGGUGAGCAUUCUGUGAAAUCCAUGGAAGCUUCAGAAACAGAAGAUGGUGCUCCUGUGAGUUUUGAUCAUUCAGAUGAUGAAAGUGAAAGCGAGUUUAAUGGGAAAAACAAAUUGGAUGAUGUUUUGUCUGCAAAUCCCGAGCCUUUACCAAGAAAAUCCCGAAUUGAGUUGAAUGAUUUGGUUGAAGAGGAAUCGUCUUUUGAUGAUGAUCCCAAAGAUGAAGAGAAAAGACACUCUUCAAGCAUUUUACUUAAAAAACAGGACUCAUUGGAAGAUAACAAUGAUUAUGAUUUUGGGAAAGAGCUGAAGUUUGGAACAUUGACAGGUGGCCUUCGAAACAAAGGUGGUGUUCUUAAAUUCCCACCAUAUACAAAACCUACAACAACAGAUGCCUUGAAUUUGUCCAAAAAGUCAGUUGAUGAAAGUUCUGUGACUAAAACUGAAAAUGAAACAUCUCUUAAUAGUUCUUUGGAUUCAAGAGUGGGCAGAAUGGGAGAUAAGAAAGCAAGUGUUACUAUUUCAACUUCUGAUUCAGAUUCAGAUGACUCCGGCGACAAGUUUCCGGCGAGAUCACGGUUUGUGCCGCCUACUCCAUUCUUCGAUGAUGAUGAUGAUUAUGUUGAAACCGCUUCUGAGGAGGUUUCAAAAAAGGCUCCAAUUAGCAGUGUUCGUUUGCGUACAGAGCUUUCUAGAAGGACUAGAGGAUCUCCUUCAGUUUCUAAUUCAAAGACUCGUGUUGACCCCGAGCCCAAAACAGUAAUUUCACCCGAGCCUCGGUUCAAUUCAAGAAAAACAACAGAAAUUGGACAAGAAAAGCCCAAAAAGGAAAUGGAAACUUCUAUUCCGAAAAGUGGGCUCACUCCAAGAAACAGUGAUGAAUCUGGUGAAAAGAAGAUUGUUGGGAAAACAGAAAAACAGAGUGUAGAAAAUAUAGCCAAGAAACCGAGUUAUGUUCACCCGAAGCUUCCUGAUUAUGACACUUUUGCUGCUCGUUUACAAACCUUGCGAAAUGAGCACAAGUGAAGUACAUAUAUAUGAUAAUGUUGAUUGUCUUUUUAGCACAUAAUACAUGUAACAUCUGAAGCACGUUUUGCUUCAGGUGGAUUCUUGUUUAUAUACAUAUAUUUCAAUUUGGUUUGUUUAUAGAAGGGACACAGACAGACAGACUUAUCUUGGUACAUGGUUGUAAUAGGAAUGAUUUCUUGUGAGCUUUUUUUGUU